This is a messenger RNA of Ceutorhynchus assimilis (cabbage seed weevil), 2165 nucleotides long. The record is from the annotation of a GenBank genome assembly. Lineage: Eukaryota; Metazoa; Arthropoda; Insecta; Coleoptera; Curculionidae.
AAAAAUAGUACAGUCAGAAAGGAAGGAAAACCGCCGUUAUAAAAAGAGAAAAGUUGGAAGUGGGAGAAAUAUAAAUUUACGGUUCCGAAGGGCAGGUAUACGACGGCAGCCCCCGACACCCAACCACACAAAAUUUUUAGCCAUUUUGUUUUCGAUUUUUUAAAUACCCCGGCCCGGCUUGUGCUUGUGUGUGAGUUUUAGCUGAAAGACAAAGGAGUUAGAAAAAUGUCUAGCAAAAGGAAGAGGGUGCCAACGAAAAAAGCCGCAGCCAAGAAAAGGAAAGAGGAAACCGACGAAUCUGAUAUUAGCGAUGGUGGCGAAGGUGAAACCACUCAGCCUGAUGAAGUUUUAAUUGCAGGUCACGGCGAUGUCCUGGACGACCUGAGCCCGCUACCUCAAGAACUACUGAACACCCUCCUCAAACCAGUCGGUCAAUUGGUGUUUUUCGGCGGCCUGAACUGGGAAGUUUGCGGCAAACGAGAGUUUAAGGGCGUCAAAAUGGUUCCUAACCUUUGGAUACCUCACAAGUUUGGCGAAUGGAAGGUUCGCCUAGCAGUCAGCGGAUGUACGGCAGCUCAUAGUGUCCUAGUAGACGGCGAAGGCGUCACGUACACCUUCGGCCGUAAUUCUCAAGGCCAAUUAGGUCUGGAUAACACUACCAGCGUUUCCAAGCCGACAGUGGUACCGGCUUUGGAAAAAAUGAACGUUAUCAGUGCCGCUUGUGGCCGUCACCACACUUUAUUCCUCACCGACACCGGAACCGUCUACGCUUGCGGCGACAACAGGUCCGGUCAAUGCGGCGUUGGCAAUUUACAGCCACAAAUUUUGACACCUACCAGGAUUAACUAUAGAGGGCCUCCUGUUCUCAAAGUCGGAUGCGGUGCCGAAUUUUCCGUAAUCCUGGACAUCAAAGGCGGUCUUCACACUUUCGGUCUGCCAGAAUACGGCCAGCUGGGCCACAACACUGACGGUAAAUACUUCAAGACUUCGACGAAGCUCUGCUACAAUUACCAGACGAGCCCCAAACGGGUCGUACUCUACAUCGAGAAAGGCAAAGAUGGUCACGUGUCGCCGGUAGACGUUACGGAAAUUGUGGAUUUCGCCUGCGGUCCGAAUCACACCGUUGCUAUCGAUAGUCGCAAGAGGGCGUUCUCGUGGGGCUUUGGUGGGUUCGGGAGAUUGGGACAUGCUGAACAAAAAGAUGAGAUGGUACCAAGAUUGAUUAAAUAUUUCGACAGUCAAUCACGUGGGGUACGCUCAGUGCACUGUGGCUCCACCUACACUCUCGCUGUGACAGAACAUAACGGUUUGUUUUUAUUUGGCCAAACCAAACGUACUGGAGAGGCCAACAUGUAUCCGAAACCAGUUCAAGACUUAGCAGGCUGGAAUAUAAGUCAUGUAGGCACAAGUCACACUUCAAUAGUGAUUUCAGCUGAUGAAACUUGUAUCGCUUGGGGUGCUUCGCCCACUUACGGUGAAUUGGGUCUGGGCGAUAUGACAAAAAGCAGUACGACGCCCAAAGAGGUGACCAGGAUGCAAGGUAUUAAAGUGACGAGCGUCAGCAUGGGUUAUUGGCACACCCUUAUUAUUGCUUCUGAAGAUAGUCCCGAGCACAAAGCCAAAUUGGAAGCGAUGAAACUGUAUGAGGUUUAAAAAUGCUGAGUUACUUAUUGGCAUUUUUCGUGUCUCUUGCACGGUUUACUGCCCAUUUUUCGACUAAGUACCCAUUAAGUUAUUUUUUCGGCCAUUAGGUAUAAACAUUUCCUCAAAUUACGUAAAAAAAAAAUUGUACCGAGUCUAGGAUUAAUUAUUAUAAGUAGAUUUAGAGAUUUACCUUAAAUCAUUUAAUUCAAUUUAGUCUUUCAGUAUUCUCUUCCGAUUAUUUUAUUAUUAUAUUUUUUUUUGUAGGAGGUGAUUGUUUUAUAAUUUUUUUGUCUAUAAGUCCAUUUUUUUUUUUGUAUUUUAAACGAUGCUCUUUUAAUAAUAAAAAUACACAUUUACAACAGCUUGUUUAUUUUCUAUUAACAAAAUGAGGAAAUUGUACAAUAUUUUCAAUAUAUUUUGCUACAGCUAAUAGCAUUGGUUCACUCAAAUUCCUUCCCAUAAGUUGAAUACUUAUUGGCAAACCAUUUUGUGAUAAUUUAAUUGGAAUGGAAACUGCUGGU